CUCCUGCCAUUUCAGAGCCAUUAAUGUAUCAAUGAAACAUUGGACUACAACAUCUGUGUACUUGAAAAGGUAAUGGCGCCCACUGAAAAGAAGCCAACUAGGAUGGAGAAAUACAGAACCAAAUUAAAAUCAGAUCCAGAAAAAUGGAAGCAGUACUUGAUGAAAGAAAGAGAGCGUGAUAAGGCAAGGAGGUUACAAUUUAAAGAAAAGAUAGGAAAAGACAAAAGACUGAAGGAACAAAAUAGAAAGAAGAUCCGAGACAGAGUGAGACUACACAGACAAAAAUUGAAACUCCAAAAAAGCUCUUCAUCUACAGGUACUAUGUCAGAAUCUCCAUUAGGUAGUUUUAAGUGUCCACAGUCACUUGGAAAGGCAGUAAAUAAAGUAAGACAAAUGCUACCUAGCAGCCCUAGCAAAAAGGCUGCAGUUGUAAAAAAGCUAGCAGUAGAAGUAAUUGGGUCACAUGUGUUGACACAUCUACAUACGUCAAAGAGAGGCCCUAAGACUUUAUCACCUGAAGCUAGGGUUUGUGUACAGAACUUUUUAUGCAGUGACGAAAUAAGUAGGCAGGCACCGGGUAAACAAGAUGUGAAAUCUGUAAAACAUCCUCAGACUGGAAAAAGAAGGCUUGUGCAAAAGAGGCAUAUGGUCAUGACGGUAGGAGAAGCAUACCAGGAAUUCAAAGAGAGGCAUCCUGAAGUUGUUAUUGGUAAAUCAACUUUUUAUUCUUUGCAGCCACAGUAUGUACUUCCCGUAUCAGAGACUCCACACAAUGUGUGUGUCUGUAAGUAUCACAGUAAUGUGUGUUACUUGCUUGAAGCACUUUCAAAGUGUAUUGUUAAAUUUCCAAAAAUGCACAAAGUUCUUCUGACAAAGUUAUGUUGCAGUAUCACUGAAGAAAAAUGUAUGAUGGGGGUAUGUUCAAGCUGUUCAAAUAUAGACUUUGAGAAAUUGAUUACACACUGCAAAAAUGAGAUGAAAACUACAAUUUCUUGGAAACAAUGGGAGAGUGAUGACAGUGGCCACUACAAGCUAAACACUUUCUCAGGAUACUGUGAGAAUGUUCUAAAGCUACUGCUAGACAAGAUACCACAUUUCAAGAUUCACUGCUUUGUGAAAAAGGUGCAGGAUAAUUAUUUCACUGCUUGUAAAAAUAAUUUGUGUGCAGAUAAUGCUGUCAUCCAGAUAGACUUUGCUGAAAAUUAUGCAGUAGUUUCACAAGAUGAGAUACAGACAGCUCAUUGGAGCCAUAGCCAGGUUACAGUAUUCACUUGUUGUGUUUGGCUUGCUAGUGGCAUUGUUAAGUCUUACGUGGUAGUGAGUGAUGACUUAUCUCACAGUAAAUAUGCAGUGUGGUUGUUUCUUGGGGAAAUCAUUAAAGACAUUAAAAAGCAUUUUCCCAGCAUCAAAUAUUUGUUCAUUUUCAGUGACAAUUGUGCCAGUCAAUUCAAGAACAAAUAUACACUUUCUAACAUUUGUUACACAGAAAGUGAUUAUGGUGUAAAUACAGAAUGGAACUUCUUCGCCAGUUCACAUGGCAAAGGAGCUGUUGACGGCAUAGGUGGGACGGUGAAGCGUUUUGUGUGGAUUGGUGUCAAGGCCAAAAGAAUACAGGUUGCUACAGCUAAAGACUUCCAUGACUACAUUGACAAGAACUUGAAAGGAAUUACAAGUGUCUACAUAAGCAAGGAACAAGUUGUACAAACAUCCGAGUCCUCUCAGCUGUAUGACAGAUGGCAGUGUGUUUUACCUAUACCCAACAUACAAUCAUGUCAUCAUUUCAGAGUUUAUGACCAGAAGAAUUUACUGAUUGCUAAGACUGCAAAGUCUGAAAUGGAAAAAACAAGUAUUUGUUAUGUUGAUGAAGACUUGGUAGAGUGCUGUGCUCCGAAGACACGACUUCACUACGAUGACAUUUACACCGAUUCCGAGACCGAGCACAAUACGGAAGAAUGUGACAUUAUUAAUGCCUCUCAAAGUGGUAUUGAAAAAGAAGAUAUACACUCAGGUUUGUUUGUUCUUGUACAGGUGUCAACACAAUCGAAACGAGCAAGAAAUGAAAAUAAAUAUAUAUAUGUAGGGGUAUGCCAAGGCGAGAUAGAUGAUGAACAAGAUGUCAAGAUAAUGUUUUUGAAAUCUUGUGGAAAUGGUAAAGUGUUCAAAUCUAAUGAAACUGAUGUUGCUUUUGUAAACAUUAAAGAGUUGAUUAGCAAGUUACCGACUCCUGAAAUAAAAUUGAAAGGAAACAGGAUAUACUACGAGUUUAGAGACAAAAUUAAUAUUUCAGAGAAAGUUGCAUGAAAUUGUGGCUUAUGUUAGUGCAAUUUAAUAUUUGCCUUUAAAAUAGUGACUGAUGUUUUAAAAUCUGUGUACAUGUUACUUCAGCAUAUAGCAUAAUGACAAACAAUUUUCCUGAAGUUUUCCAUCUUUUGUUUAAAUAUUUGUUGUAUACGUGGUUUAGUGCUUUUUUAAAAUAUUACAUCAAUAGAUAUUAAGGAUUUGAAUUCACUUUUACAUUAAAUGUUAGCUAAAUAAUACCUAAAAUAAGUAUUUAUAUUUACUUGAGUAAGAUUAUUAACUGUUUGUACAAAAACAACAAAUAUUUGGAGUGUGUUAACACCCGUUACAAGUUGUGUAACACCCGUUACGUCUUUCUUAUUUGUUUUCUUUAUGAACUAUUAAAUAUACGUGAAUUAUGCAGCAUUCCUCAAGACUAUUAUUCAUUUAGCUUUUAUAUUUUAUUUAUAAAUCAAAUAUUGGUGUUCAUAUCUCACAGAGUUUGUUGAUUCUUCACUUGCACACGUAUAAUCGUGUCCAAAUUUCGUAACACCCGUUACACUAACUUUAGGCUAUAUUCCAUGUUAUCUAUGACCCAAUCCUUUUUCAUAAUAAUUUGUAUGUAUAAAUUUUAACAAAUUACAUCUCUUGGUACCAUUAAAACAUAAUUUGCUCUAAAUAGUUUCAAUAUAUUUAGUUUUUAGUGUGUGCUAAUGUAACACCCGUUACAAUGGAAUGCCUCUAAGCAUUUAAAAAAAAUUAUAGUUUUUGUUUAAAUGCCGUUGAUCAAACUUAACCAACCUUUCACUGUCUAACGAUUAUGUGGACAGAACCUAACCUGACAAAAAUAUAACAUGGUUACCAAUAGUACCAAAUACAAAAUAGGAUUAAAUUACUCACCUAGGUCUGAGGUGGAUAUAAUUUCUUUUCUACUAUUAGAAAAUGAUAAAAUUUUGAACUCACUUGAAAGGACCCCAUGGUCAAUAAAAAAACUCAAUUAAAAAAUUACAAUUGUCAAUCUGAUGAAGUUACACGCAUCCAGAGAACUAUCUGCACACAACAAAUCCAUAACUCCUGACAAUCAAGCUGAAUAUAUCCAAAUACACAAGAAAACGUACCAUUUGUAAUUCCAAAAGCAUACCAAACCAGAAAGAAAUGAUUUAUUACAGUAUACCUAACUGAAUUCAAAAUUAACCUAUAGGUACAAUGAAGUUAAGUACCAACCUUUCAUUACAUUUGACACUAUAAACAACCAUAAACAAGUCAUUACAUAUAUUAUUGCUAUACAAUUAACAAUUAUGGUAUCCCAUCAUUUGGCACACAGUUCUGUAACAUGUGAAACACAAUAUUCAACAUUACUUAUAUCAUUAGCUUCCAGAAACAUCUUCUGGCGAAAAAAAACCUGUCUAAGGUAAUAAUUCUAAAAGUAUUUUUCUUCCGAUAAUACAGAAUAAAAAAAAAACUUUCAGAAACUUAAUAAAUCAAUUUUCCAGUGCUUGUGGAAGAUACCAUAAAGCUAUGGAACAUGUCAUUAAUAAAAUCAAUGAAUAUUUUUGAUUUACAUAUUCAAACACACCCUACAAUAAAGUGAGAAAUUGAUAAACUGGGAUAUAUAUUUCUUUUUUGCAACGAAACAAUCUGUACAUGUAUUUCUGUCAAUGCAAAA
This is a messenger RNA of Bacillus rossius redtenbacheri, 3943 nucleotides long. RefSeq lists its product as uncharacterized. Bases 73 to 2301 code for a protein of 742 amino acids. NCBI's taxonomy places the organism in Eukaryota, Metazoa, Arthropoda, Insecta, Phasmatodea, Bacillidae. The transcript is spliced from 2 exons. The record is from RefSeq and is a predicted model, not a curated record.